AUGCUUGCAAGGCUGCUGGUGACGGCGGUUGUGCUGCUCGCAGCUGCCUUGGCUGCUUCCGCGUAUGGCCUGUACAGUGACGAGCACUUUGGAAACGAACAGGAGCGUUUACAAGCGUUGAUAGAGCGAAUGAAGGCGGAAGAGAACAGAUUAACACAGCAACAGACUACCACAGGGUCAGGACAUCAGGCAGGUGCUACGGAUAAGGGGACGGCAGUUGCGCAAUCCCAUGUGGUGUCGAGCAUCUCAUCAUAUCUCACGCAUCUGCCAGCCGCUCUCAGCAAGCUCCUGCCAUCAGCCGUCAACACUUACAUCGUGGGUCACAUCAUGCACUGCCUGCACCAGCAGCUACUGGCAGCCAGAACCGCCCUUCUCAAGCUGAAAAAGCGCACCUUCAUUUGCAUGGCACACAUCAUGCACAGCCUGCAUCAGCAUUCAUUAGCAGUCAGUUCUGCCCUGCUCAAGCUGAAGAAGGGCUCCCUUGACUUCACGGCCACUCAAGGCACCUCGGUUUGCCAAGCUGUCAGGCAUGUAUUUGCUGCUAAACCUGUUACAAUAGGCUCAACACCAGAGAGGACAGAUUUUUGUCGGCUGUCUGAUCAGAUUGACAAUCUGACGGCUCAAAUGAACUCCAAAAUGAACGGUUUGAUGCUGCUGCUGCAGGCAGUAAAGCGGGAAGUUGAGGCUGGUAGUCGGGUAAAGCAAGAGCAGAGAGAGCCAAACCAAGGCGGAGAGCUUAAGGGUGGACAAGAUGAGUUGGUUACACCAGGCAUGGGGGAGAGGGGGGUACAUGCUCCAGGCAUGUGGGAGAGGCUGGUACAGGCAGAGGUGCAGGAGGAAGGGAGGCAUCGGGAUGAGUUAUCUGAGUCGGGGAAGCUUUUUCUGGAAGAGGUGGUGGAGGAAUACAGUCGAGAGAUGGAAGAGUUGGGGGAGAGGGAGGAGAGGGAGGAGAUGAAGGAGGUGGAGAUUACGAAAGGUGACGUAGAGAGGUUGAGGAAUGAGGUGGCAGGAAGGGUGAGGGUGGAGGAGGAGGGGGAGAGAGACAUGAAUAUCCUGAGGAGGGAGGUUGAGGUUCUGAAGUGUGGAUUCGGUGAUGCAAGGAAAUGCAUGGAGGAGCUGAGAGAUGAUGUGAAGGCAGAAAUGGCUGUGCUGAGAAGGGAGGUCGAGGUUCUGAAGUGCGUCAGUAGUGAUGUAAGGAAAUGCCCGGAAGAGCUGAGGGCUGAGUUGAAGACAGAAAUGGCUGUGCUGGUGGCGCAGAGAGAGAGGAGGAUUUUGGACAGGUUGGAUGAGUUGAGGGAUGAGAUGUAUGGAUGGAGGCGUGAGGUGGAAGAGGGAAGGGUGGUGGUGGCAGAGAGGAUGAGGGAGGUGAGCGAGGAGGUGGACACGGGGAAGGCAGAGGUGGCAAGGAGGUUGAUUGAGUUGCAACAACGCCUGGAUGAGAGGAAAAUGGAGGCAAUCGGCGGUGCGGCCACCACAAUGGAUGAUGGGGAAAGGGUGGAAGUGUUAAGUGCUCGGCUGGAGAGCUUCCGGGAUGUUGCUACGAGGGUUGAGGGGGAAAUCCAAGCUCUGUGGGAGGCGUUUCACAGUGUUGGACUGUGA
Messenger RNA from Closterium sp. Yama58-4, 1599 nucleotides. Lineage: Eukaryota; Viridiplantae; Streptophyta; Zygnematophyceae; Desmidiales; Closteriaceae. The record is from the annotation of a GenBank genome assembly.